UUGAGCAAAAGAAAACAACAACAUUGAUUCUUUCGCUUGGCGCGAAUUUGUUAAUAAGAAAUGAACGGAUCACGAAAACAGAGGCCGUUAAAGACCGUGCGCCUGGGUGAUCUACUUUAUGACGAACAUAAACGGCUCCUGGUCCUCUGCCGGAGCUGCGAGAGUCAUUUUAUGACCCUACAGUCGUUCCACAAUCACCUAAACAUCUGCCCCGGAAUUAAACAUAUAGUAAAGUCUACAGAUGAGCUCAGCUUUGAUGAAACAAGAAGGGAGAGCCUAAUGGUCAGCGGAAAGCAAAAGGUCUUCAUCUACGACAUUGACGCGGUGAAAAAUGCAAGCAAUCCUUUAAGUUGUACCCUUGAUUUGGAAGCUGAGCUGGAAAAUCCACGAUGGUACGAAAAUAAUAAUGACAACCAAACCGAAACCAAAUCUACGACGGCCAAAGAAAAUGUGGGGAAGGAUAUAAAACUGGAACUGCGUCUCGAACCGCCUGAAACAGAGGAGAGUCCUUCAAAGCGGCCAGACAGAUCUUCCUGUCCCCAAAUGAGGAUUCUUACGUACCAGCCGCAACGCAAAAAGCGCACCAGCCUGCCACCACCACAAGCUUCAGCGGCGAAAAGGAAAAACGACACGCUCUUGGUACCCAAAGUUAUGGAAGACCUGAGACGCCUUCAGGAGUCGCCGAAAAAACCGACUCGUCCAGCGCAAGCUUUUCAACCUCCCUCCCCGCCCAAGCCAAGGCCUCCUCCCAUGGUCUCCAUACCGAUAGAUAACACUCAAAAGAUUCUGAACAAGCUGCGGGCCUGUGGGGUGCAGGUGAAGCGGGGAAGCACACACAUAAAUCCUAGUCCUCCAGCCGACGAAGAUAAAACCAAAAAUAAGGAAGCUCUUGAAAUCAUGAGGAAGUUGCAGUCGAAGGGUAUCCGGUGUACCAAAGUUAGAAACAAGUAGGGCCCAUAGAAGUAAGUGCUUAGCAAUAAGGACAUUUAAAAAUAAAUUAAACUGGCUGAGAUAGAGUAUU
Drosophila bipectinata is the source of this 1021-nucleotide messenger RNA. RefSeq lists its product as uncharacterized. The record is from RefSeq and is a predicted model, not a curated record. NCBI's taxonomy places the organism in Eukaryota, Metazoa, Arthropoda, Insecta, Diptera, Drosophilidae.